UGUGGCCUUACCAUCCCUUCAACCCCGAAAGCCUGAUUUCCCCACUUUCCCAGAGGUCAGGACAUGAAGGUGGACAAGUGCAGGGGACAGGAGAGGGUCAAGGAGCUAAUGACUGGGGUAGAUUCCCAGUUGCCAAAGGCAUUAAGAGACAGUAGCCAGCAGGAAAGGAACUCUAUGAGGGAGUGAGGAGGGACAGCAGUGCCCUCAGGAUCUGGGGACCCACUGGGGCUGUCUCCGCCUCCUUUCCUUCCUCCUCUGCUUUCCCCACCCUGUGCGUGCUGGCCUGUGGAGCCAAAGCCACAGUUAACUAACUUCCUGGACACAACCACCUCGGCAGCUUUUAGCCCAUUCACUAGGCGGCACAUCACCCACCUGCAGCCAUGGGGAGUCAUCAGGAUUUCCGGAGCCUCCAAGCCAAGUUCCAGGCCUCUCAGCCACAGCCCAGUGAACUCCCCAAAAAACAUCCAAAGCCUGAAUUCAACAAAUUCCCAAAGAAGUUUUUGUCGCCGGAAUUUACUGAGUUCCCCAAGAAGCCCUCCAAACUUGAGCUCAGUGGAGUCUCAAAGAAGUCCCAGCAAUUCGAGGAUCCAUCAUGUCCCAGGAAACCCCUGCAGCCCGGGGCUGGAGAAGCCACACAAACCUCGCAGCCAGAGCCUCCUGUACUUGGCCAGAAGCUCCUGCAGCCCCAACUCAGCCACCCCACCAGACCCCCCUCAGAAGCCAAGCCGAGUGUACUACCCAAGAAAUUCCAGCAACCCGGGGCCAGCCAGGCCCCUCAGAAGCCCUCACCAGCUGAGUCUAGCACCUUCCCCAAGAAGCCUCCCCAGCCCCAAGCUGGAGGCCUCAUCAGGAAGUCCUUGCCACAGCCUCAGUUCAGCCAGGGCCCCCCACUGUCCCCUUUAAAGCCAGGGCCCAGUGAACCCCAUCCCAACUCCCCACAGCCUGACUUCAGCCCUUCUCCCAGGAAGUCCCAGCCAUCCCAGGCCAGUGGGUCCCCCAAGAAGUUCUUGCCACAGUUUGAGUCCAGUGAGGUCCCUCUGACACCCCCCUGGAAGCCUGAACCCUGUGACCCCCAAUCCCAUGCCCCCCAACAGGAAUUUAGUACAUUUCCCAAGAAGCUCCCCCAGCCAAGUGACCUCCCCAGGAAGCGCCCCCAGCCUGAGUUUGGUGACCUGGCCAGGACCUCCUCAGAGCCCCAAGUCAGUGUAAUUCCCAAGAGGCCACAACAGCUGGAGUUCAAGGUGCUUUCCAAGAAGCACCCCCAGACUGUGGUGGGUGGUAUCCCCAGGACCUCCUCUGAGCCUGAAUUCAGCUCACUCCCCAAGAAGUUUCCACAGCCUGAACAUCAGGGGUCACACCGCAAGUUCUCACAGCCUGAGCCCAAUGCUGGGUUUAAGAAACCCCCCACUCAUUCUGAGCCCUUUAGGGGUUUCCCUCAAAAGCCACCACUCCCUGGCUGGGCUUCUGAGAGCUCACUGCCUUCUGCCAUAGCAGGCUCCAGCCCUAGGUCUGGCCUGGCUGGAACCCCCCGCUGGAGGUCAGAUGAUCUUCAGGCCCAACACCCACCCCGACGGAGGCCUCUGCCACCUGCCAACAGCCUGGGAUCCCCUCCAGUCAAACCCCCACUGCCUCCUGGCCCCCUAGAUAUCCAGAGUUUUCGGAGACUGUCAGCAGCAGGCACAGCUGGAAGAGGAACCUGCUCUUCAGUUGGGAUCCAUUUCCAAGCCCAACAGCCUAAGGACAUCCCACCAGACCCCGAGGAGAUCUAUGAGUUAUACGACCAUGUGGAACCUACAGAUGACCCAGGCCCCAGGGGCAGAGAUAAAGUGGUGUCUACACAGCCAGCAACCAAGAUGCCACAAGACCCAAAGCUCAGGAAAGAGAAGGUACCAUCACAGCAGUUGCUGGCCAUGGACCCGAAGCAGCUGAAGCAGAUCAGGAAGGCAGAGAAAGCAGAGAAAGAGUUUCGGAAGAAGUUCAAGUUUGAAGGCGAAAUCGUGAUUCACACAAGAAUGAUGAUCGACCCCAAUGCUAAGACUCGGCGUGGGGGUGGCAAGCACCUGGGAAUCCGGCGUGGAGAGAUCCUGGAGGUGAUCGAGUUCACCAACAAGGAGGAGAUGCUGUGCAGGGACCCCAAGGGCAAAUAUGGCUAUGUGCCCAGGACCGCGCUCCUGCCCCUGGAAACGGAAGUAUAUGACGACGUUGGAUUUUGGGAUCCUCUGGACAACCAACCAUUUCCCAGGGCACAAUAGGCCCAAAGCUGGGACCCAGGACUACCCAGCCAGCCACCUACUAACACAGGAGCCCUGGGUCCCCCAGCUUGGCAGAGGUGGCUGCCCAGGUGCAGAGCAAUCACAUAAAGCUCCUCCUUAAAGCAAUCCUUGCUUCCUGUCUUUCCUCUCCUGUUGGACUGGCAUUCCCCAUGGAGCAGACCCCUGUGAAGCACAGGGUUGGGGGUAGGGUCUCCUCUCAGCCCUAAAGGUGAAGAGGAAGCACAUGUCCAUCCCCAGGACAAUCAGCAGCCCCAUCAGCAGGUAUCUCUGAAAGCCAUCAGGGGCCAGGUGGGGUUCCAGAUGCCCAGGGUCAUGGUACCAAGUUCACCCCAACCUCUGAUGGAAACUGCCACACUGCUUAGCAAAAAGUAGCAGACUGUGCCUGAGCCCCAGAGACAAGAGGCAGACAGGUGGCUUUCAGGGCUGUCCUACAGCCAGCCCUGCAGUCAAAGAGCCUUUGAACAAAGCUGCCAUGGGA
This is a messenger RNA of Perognathus longimembris pacificus (Pacific pocket mouse), 2751 nucleotides long. It is a transcript of the gene Pram1, whose product is annotated as PML-RARA regulated adaptor molecule 1. Gene Ontology annotation, molecular function: protein binding. NCBI's taxonomy places the organism in Eukaryota, Metazoa, Chordata, Mammalia, Rodentia, Heteromyidae. The transcript is spliced from 10 exons. The coding region runs from base 381 to 2252 and encodes 623 amino acids. Gene Ontology annotation, biological process: integrin-mediated signaling pathway; T cell receptor signaling pathway; protein localization to plasma membrane. Gene Ontology annotation, cellular component: plasma membrane. The record is from RefSeq and is a predicted model, not a curated record.